Sinocyclocheilus anshuiensis is the source of this 949-nucleotide messenger RNA. RefSeq names its product BTB/POZ domain-containing protein KCTD14-like. The transcript is spliced from 5 exons. Gene Ontology annotation, biological process: protein homooligomerization. NCBI's taxonomy places the organism in Eukaryota, Metazoa, Chordata, Actinopteri, Cypriniformes, Cyprinidae. Gene Ontology annotation, molecular function: protein binding. The coding region runs from base 1 to 939 and encodes 312 amino acids. The record is from RefSeq and is a predicted model, not a curated record.
AUGACGAGUCGGAUCGAGUUUCUCACACACCUGAUUCACAGCCUGAGCUGCUGCUACCUGCAUGAAGAACAGAAGUUUCAGCUGAAGAUCAUGAGUUUGCCGGAAAGCAGUCCUCAGCAGCUGUGCAGUCGCCUGAGCUGCUGCUACCUGCAUGAAGAACAGAAGUUUCAGCUGAAGAUCAUGAGUUUGCCGGAAAGCAGUCCUCAGCAGCUGUGCAGUCGCUAUUCUUUCAGAUCGCCUGAGAUUCGAUUUUUGACAGAUUAUAGCUAUAAAUCCCAAGUUGUGCAGCUGAAUAUUGGAGGUCAUGUCGUCAGCACCACCCUGGGAACCAUCCGUAAAUUCCCAAACUCCACACUGGCAGACCUGUUUAACAGAUCAACCAAACAGAUGGACUCUGAGGGCCGUCACUUCGUAGACCGUGAUGGGACUUAUUUCGGGUGCAUCCUCGAGUACCUCAGAACGGAGAGACUUCCUACUGAACACCUGCAGGAGGUGCAUAAGGAGGCGCUUUACUACGACAUCAAACCUCUGGUCAAAGCCAUCGAGGAGACGCCACAGUUCUUCGGAGAGACGGUCGGGAGACAGCAGUUUUUGGCCCGUGUGCCGAAUUACCGAGAAAACCUGGAGGUGAUUGUGCGGGUGGCCAGAGCCGAGGCCAUCGCCUCACGCUACUCCAACAUAAUCGUGUGUGUUGUGAGGACAGAAGAGGAUUUAGCCAGAUACAACAAUGCUAUCGACAGUCUCGGCACCCCGAGAGAGUCCGUGGUGAGCUUUGGUCCGUGGAAAGCUCCUGCAUCAGUGGAAGAUCUGUUAGAUUGCGUCAAAAUGGACAUAGAAGCCAAAGGAUAUAAAGUAAAGAUCCAACCACACAGCAUAGACAAAGCGUUUCUCUUCAAGAGCUACGACUUCUUCUAUAAAUUGAUCUUCACUUGGUGGUGAAGAAUUUCUG